Messenger RNA from Peronospora belbahrii, 3432 nucleotides. Lineage: Eukaryota; Oomycota; Peronosporomycetes; Peronosporales; Peronosporaceae. The record is from the annotation of a GenBank genome assembly.
AUGUUUGAUGGCAGUUUUAAGUCUUCACGUAAAGUAAAUCUCAGUGGCCGGAAGAAACCCACGACGGGGUAUAAUGCUCGUUUAAGUUCAUACAUAUCAAGUUCUAGAGGUCCAAACACAGCCAUGGUAUCAGGUUCGAAGGAGGAAUUACUGCUACAGAAUCGUCUUGCUCGUGAAGAACGAUCGUCUCUCAAGACACGUACAGCUGCUAGUAUCAAGAUUCAAGCUCAAUAUCGUCGUCAAAGGGCUAUGCAAGAGUCUCGUGGUGCUGUUUUUCAAGAAUUAGAGCAACACUUGACGCAGUUAGUGGAAAGUAUUGAGAUACAAGACCAAGCAGUAUUAGCUGACCAUGUACAGCUCAUUGUACGACAAUUUCUAUUCUCUAGAAAGACAAAACAAGUGGCAAGGGAGAGAGUACGCAAAAUUCAAGAUUAUGUGGUACUUAUCAUGCUGAUUAGUUGUUUAAAAGGAUCAGUGGACACUGAUACAAAUAUCUUGGAAGCAGAGAAGGAUCAAGUAUGGAUCUAUCAAGUGACAAAAAUGAGUGAGAUUGUACUCUUGACAUUAGUACAAGAGCAAGUGAAAAUGUCGAUGCAUGAGACUGGUGCGAUGGCUUUAAGCCCUUAUUUACUGCUAUUGGAUACACUUACGAACGGAUCCAAGUACACGACACCAGAAGCACAGAAAGCACAUGCGAACGUCUUAUUUCACCUUGGAGUGACGACGGAAUAUAGUAGUUUUGAUGCUGUGCGUGCAUGUAUUGCUUACCAGGUGAAAAAAGGAGCAUCUUGUACGGAAGCUGACCAGUUGGUUCAAAUGAUUGCAAGAAUUGCUGCUCAAACAUUGCGAUUAUUGGCUCAGGAUCAACACGUUCGAGCUACCAGAAUCACGCAAAAAUUUGCAAAGACAAUAUUACUUUCUGCGUCAUCCGUGAGCUCUCCCAUUAUGAGCCAUGUGAUGGCAGCAGCUUUGUCACCCGAUCAGCUUUCUGAUAGUGACAAAGCUAGCAAGCUAGGGCUCUUUUGGGCAUCAGUGUUGCAUCAUUUUCGUGACGGCCUAGUGUUACCAUUACUUUCGUGGCACCAGCGUGCCAUUGUGGUUGGAAACGUGAUUGAGUUGGCGUCUAUCUGUUUGUUCGAUGAAGCUCUUGUGAGGAUCAUCCCGUUUGUGCUAUCGGAGCUGGUGACCCCGUCGCUGGUGCAGUGGGCGUUCGAUACGAAGCAUACUCAACAAGACCCUAUGGCGACUGAAGAUGACCAUGAUAUGAACGAUGAUGGCGAAGUAAUGAUUGUACCUCCGAUCUAUCUAUCUACCCAAGGUUUCGCAUGGGACGAAGAAGUGCAGCACGGUGUGGACAAACUAGGUGAUGUUGAGUCAAGUGUGCGUGCACAGUGGCAAAAGCUGUGCUACUCCAACUUUAGUGCACGAUGUCUUGAUUUACUGUUGCGUACCAGUGAAAGAUCAUUGGAGCCGACGCAGCCAGAAGAUAGUGCUGUAUCUCAGUUUUGCCACGUUUUGGCCAUUGUGCUUUUGUCUACAGGGCGAUCGUAUAUGUUAACGGUGGCGGCAACGUUUGCAAACCCUCCUCCGGCGUUGUUUGCUCUGCUCAGUGCAAUGACUGUCGAACAGUUUGCUGGUGUUCCCAUUUUUCCUACCAACAAUACAAGCCUAAUCCACAGUAUGUGGCAGUGGAUUGAUCGAGCAAAAAAGCGCAUGGCUAUUCAGCGCUUAACGGCUUCACUUGCAGAUCGUCCGCUGGUAUUUACAACGUCGCAAAUGCAAGUGCUCCUCAUCUUUAACGUCGCAUACAGUCACAUGCUUCUUGGCCUUGUUGAUGAGACGUUUUACAAUGGGCAAUGGCCAUUUCGUUUGGCGGACGUGAUAGCCCUAGUGACAUUUCUGAAGCAGUUUAUCUACGAUAUGUGCUGGACCAUUAAUCGCGACAACACGCUGUCGGUCGGCAGCAUGGACGAAAAGGAACUGGUAUUGUUCUCGACGGUUGUGACAUGUAUCAAGCUGUUCAACCAGCUUUACGAUCGCGAUUGUAGACGUCGAUUUAUGCCCGACGGCGCGUGGUUGUGGCCUUCGAUGCCUGUGAUCGAAGAGGUCGUGGACCUUGAAUUGAUGAGAGAGGGCGGCAAUCAUGAUGCGCACGCGAUUUACAUGCUGAUGAAUGGCAAGGUGCUGUCUUCACACGCGCGUGCGGCACUGAUCCUUGUCACGAUCCCACAAGUGUUGUCAUUUAACGAACGUGUGCAGCUUUUCCAGAAAUUACUAGAAGACGGAAAGACGCAACUUGGCCACAUCCGUGACGAGUUUUCACGGGCAAUACAUGUUCGGGUGAAGCGCGAUGCGAUCGUAGACGAUAGUUUCUAUUUUUUUCAGGAAGUGUGCGACACAAUGUCCCCAUCAGCUCUUAAGUUGCGCGUCAAGGUCACAUUUGUCAACGAGCAAGGACUAGAGGAAGCAGGCGUUGACGGUGGCGGCGUGUUCAAGGAGUACAUGGAUAAUUUGACGAAGAACGCAUUCUCGCCAGAAUAUGGCUUCUUCCUGGAAACGAGUGAGCACCUCCUCUAUCCUAACCCAGGUGCGAGAUACGUCGUGGACUCGCGAAAGGAAGCGCUAGACCGCUAUCGCUUCUUGGGACGAGUAUUGGCAAAAGCUGUGUACGAGAAUAUUCUUGUAGAGCCGCAGUUCGCCGCAUUUUUCCUCAACAAACUCUUAGGCAAGUUCAACUACAUUGAUGACUUGAACUCGUUGGACCCGGAGCUAUACACGUCGCUUAUGCGCCUGAAGCACUACGAUGGUAACGUGGAGGACCUAGCGCUGACUUUCAGUGUGAGUGAGAUGGAAUUUGGGGAAGUGGUGACACGAAACCUCGUACCUGAUGGUGCUAAUGUUCCUGUCACAAACGAGAACCGAAUCCGCUACAUCCAUUUGAUGGCCAAUUACAAGUUGAACGUGCUGUCAUCAAUUGAAAGUGCCGCAUUUCUCAAGGGCUUCCGUGACUUGAUCCCGGGGACAUGGAUUCAAAUGUUUGCACCUGCCGAGCUGCAGAUGCUAAUCGGCGGCACUGCCACCAAUAUCGACAUCGAUGACUGGGAGCGCCACACGCAAUACGGAGGUGGUUACCAUCCAUCCCAACGGGUUAUCCAGUGGUUUUGGGAAAUUGUGAGACGAGACUUCACUAUGGAAGACCGUGCAGCGUUGCUCAAGUUUAUCACGAGCUGCUCUCGCCAGCCUCUGCUAGGCUUUUCGAGAUUGGCACCACAGAUUUGUAUCCACCAGGUUCGUGUUGAAGGCGAUGACCGUCUGCCAUCAAGUGCCACGUGCAUGAACCUCCUCAAGCUACCAGCGUACUCGAACAAGGAGUCUAUGCGUAAGAAGCUGCUAUACGCCAUCCGAUCGAAUGCAGGUUUCGAUCUUUCUUGA